CCGAGAUCUACAACGCUGUAUGUUAGGUUUUUUUUUCCUGACUUGUCUGAAAAACCAUGACAUGCCUACCCGACACGCCACUCACAUUUGCAUCCAAAGGUAUACCCCAUCGCUACAUCCAAGACCCAACCCAACAAACAACAACACUAUGCUGGAAAUGCGGUGGAACGGGUCAAAAACCCAGCAAACCCAACCAAAAAACCACACCUCUUGAUUGCUCGCCUUGUCAAGGAACAGGAACCAUAUCCCCCGUACCCCGCACGACAUGUAAACCUACUAUACGGCCAUUUAGACCGCCACCUGGUUGGACUCCGCGUGGACCACGAACGUUUGGAGACCCACAUGACCCACUCUGGGCUCCCCGUCCCGGUGACAUGCUCACAUCCCUCUCUGGUCAUUGGAUGAUUUACCAACUUGUCCAUGGACACCGGUACACGACUGAUGAUGUCCUUACAGCCGCUAUCGCCGUAACGCAUAUGAAAGGCACGCAUGUGGAUACGUAUGUGGAUCUUGGGACGGGGUUGGGAUCCGUUUUGGGCAUGGUGGCGUGGAGUUUGGGUGUACCCAAAGCGAUUGGGAUAGAAGCACAAGGCAUUCAUGUGGAACUUGCGCGGAAAACAAUAUUAUUUAACGGGUGCAAGAAUGUUGAGAUUGUGCAUGGGGAUUUACGUAGUACCGAGAUCCAUAUAGAUCCUGCCAUGUUGGUUACGGGUACACCACCAUAUUUUCCUUCGAAUCGAGGUGCACUGCCUACGCAUCCCAAUCGCGGGAUGUGUGCAUUUGAGUUGCGGGGGGGUGUUGAGACGUAUUGUUUUGCGGCGGCACGGUACCUCAAACGUUCCGACAAGGCUCGAUUCGUGUUUUGUCAGACGGGGUUAGAAAUACCGAGAUCAGAAUUGGCAAUCAAGCACGUUGGAAUGCAAAUCCACGAACGAUGGGACAUUUGGGGCCGCGCAACACAAACUCAAGCCCUCAUCUGCAUCUUUUGUUGUGGAUGGGGGGAAUGGGUAGAUAACUACCGAGUUCUUCGAUUGGAUGUACGGGAUAGAGAAGGGAAUGUAUCGAAAGAUAUGCGGGUGUUGAUGGAUGUGGUUGGUAAGGCGGUCCUUGUAUAAUCUUAUGAGCAUAGAGUUUUUUGUUGGGUGGGCGAGUAGUAAGAUUGGUUUGUCAAGCGUGUUUUGGAAUGUGGGUGUGUGAGUGGUAUAUGGGAACGGGCAGGUCCUUGUAUAGUUGUGUUUUUUGUUAUAUAUUUUUAGUGUAGAGGUGACAGAAACUGGCACUAGCUACUACACCAGGGAAUAAACCAGCGACAACUGGCUCGGAAAAGCUAAGCUACUACUAGGCAAUUAUAC
Molecule: messenger RNA, 1352 nt
Organism: Spizellomyces punctatus DAOM BR117
Lineage: Eukaryota; Fungi; Chytridiomycota; Chytridiomycetes; Spizellomycetales; Spizellomycetaceae
Product: methyltransferase small
Exons: 1
Coding region: 57-1115 (352 amino acids)
Source: RefSeq, a predicted model, not a curated record